Molecule: messenger RNA, 2177 nt
Organism: Girardinichthys multiradiatus
Lineage: Eukaryota; Metazoa; Chordata; Actinopteri; Cyprinodontiformes; Goodeidae
Gene: elovl1a
Product: ELOVL fatty acid elongase 1a
Exons: 8
Coding region: 384-1322 (312 amino acids)
Biological process (GO): fatty acid elongation, monounsaturated fatty acid; fatty acid elongation, saturated fatty acid; fatty acid elongation, polyunsaturated fatty acid
Cellular component (GO): endoplasmic reticulum membrane; endoplasmic reticulum
Molecular function (GO): fatty acid elongase activity
Source: RefSeq, a predicted model, not a curated record
UUCUGAAACUUGUGAGGUCUGUAGUAGAGCCAUGGCACUUUAAAUUGAGUUGAAUGAGCCCAGCUCAACAGUCAUCACAGCUGAUCAACCCAUUUCAUUCUCUCCUUUCUGGUUUCCUCCUCGCCAAGGCAUUCUUUAGAGUCUCACCGACCAGCACUUGCAGCUACUGUUAGAUUUUGUUUUUGUUUUUGUUUUUAUUUUUAUUGAAACAACUUCACCACUGAAGGAGGCUGAGGGCUGCCACUCACUCACAGGUUAGCCCUGUUUUUUUUAUCCACUGGAUCCCUCUGACCGCUGAUCUGCUGGAUCCUCUCUGCGACACCAACAGGAGUGCUAAAGACAAAUUUUUAGGAAUUUGGCCAAACUAAAGGCAAGCUGUCACCAUGUUGUGGGAAGCUUUUACAAGUGUCACAAAACUCCAUGGUUACAUAAUAUCCAAAACUGAUACCAGAGUGAAAGAUUACCCUUUGAUGCAGAGCCCUGUGCAGAUGACUGGCAUCCUCCUGGCCUACGUUGCCUUCUCGCUGUAUGUCGGCCCACGCAUGAUGGCCAACCGCAAGCCUUUCGGCCUCAACCAAGCCAUGAUCAUCUACAACCUCAGCAUGGUUUUGCUAAAUGCCUACAUAGUGUAUGAGUUUAUGAUGUCCGGAUGGGCCACCACCUUUACAUGGAAAUGUGACCUCAUUGAUCCAACCACCAGCCCACAGGCUCUCAGAAUGAUCCGAGUAGCUUGGUUGUUUUAUUUUUCAAAGUUCAUCGAACUCCUCGACACAGUAUUCUUUGUGCUGAGAAAAAAGCAAAGCCAGAUCACGUUUCUCCACGUCUUCCAUCACUCCUUCAUGCCCUGGUCGUGGUGGUGGGGUGUAAGUCUGACGCCUGCUGGAGGAAUGGGGUCCUUCCAUGCUAUGGUGAACGCAGGGGUCCAUGUCAUCAUGUACUCCUACUACGGACUCUCUGCUGCAGGUCCUCGCUUCCAGAAAUAUCUGUGGUGGAAGAAGCACAUGACAGCCAUCCAGCUGACUCAGUUUGUUCUGAUCUCCGUUCAUAUCAGCCAGUAUUACUUCAUGGAGAAGUGUGACUAUCAGAUGCCACUGUGGAUCCAUCUUAUCUGGAUGUACGGUGUCUUCUUCUUCCUCCUCUUCUCCAACUUCUGGGUGCAGGCUUACAUAAAAGGAAGCGGUCUUCCUGUUCCAGACCACAAGACGAACCAGAAUGGCACCACCAAUGGACACAUUGCAAUGAACGGCAAAAGCCAUGCAAAUGGUCAUGUUCACCCUUGUGAAAAUGGCGAAAUCGUCAUGGGGAAAGUGAAGGAAAUUUAACUGACACUGGGGGGGGCAUAGACAGCUAGUAGAUAUAACCACCUCAAAUAUGUCUUGUACCUUUAUCAAGUAGCAUAUUUGAGUGCAAGACUUCAAUGUGCUACCUCUAAACUACAGAAUUUGUAUAUAAUCUAAUAUUUUAAUAAAUAUUCACCCCUGUGGGAUAUGAUUGGCGGACUGUUUUUGCCACUGAUCUCUGAAUGCCCUGUAAGUUGUUGCAGAAGCGGUUUAUUGUGAUGAACACUAAAUGGAAAAUUGGUGUUUAUUUUAUCACAGUAUUCUUUCACUCAGGCUUGAUAUGCAGCACUGUUUGGCUAAAGUGGCCUUUUGUUGCUUGGGAAUAUGGCAAUGUUUCCACUAAACACAAGUAUUUGUAAAUAUUACUAUGAACUUCAUGCAUAAGUGUUUUCAUUGUAAAUGUUAAAUAUUUUGUUUUUUUUCUCUUUUUAUUUAUCUUUUGAAAUAAAUCAAAAAUUUAAAGGUCUGUUUCAUUUAGAAAGCAGGGAUUAUGUGCACUGAGUGAGCAACAUUCCAAGUCUAAUUUUUAAUGAAGAAUUAUGGAAAUAUACUGUAUAUUACAGUAUUGAUGCAUUUUUAGCCUUUUUUGAUAGCAAUACAUUGUUAUACAUGUCCUUCCAUACACUUUUUGAGAUGCUGUAUUAAUCGAUCUCUCAGCACGCAGAGCAUGAUAUCAAUGAAGUUUUUUCAGGCUUUAAUGAUUAAUGCAAAUGGCUGGAAAAAUAAACCUAUCAAUGUUUGGUUUUUUUUCUAGUGCAGCUGUUACUGUCAUAAAAAUACAAAGUUCUACACAUAACCUUUUGACUUGAAUGGAAAUAAAAAAUUCCAAAAAGUGAA